AUGAACCCUCCGACAUCAAAAGCACAGUUGACAGAACUGGAACGAGCCUCGCCGCUCGACACUCCCGAGUUGCUCGACAGGAUUCUCUCCUUCCUCGACCCUUACACCCUUGCUUCCAGUGCUCGCCUUGUCUGUCGCCGAUGGUCCGUCGCUGGCCGCCGAUAUCUCAAACCCGUAGAGUACUCCUGGCCCGAAUUCUUUGACGAAAUCGAAGAGUUUGAGCAGGUGCUGGACAUGGUUCCAUGGAUGGCACGUUUGCGAUGGAUCGCAAGCGAGCAGAGGUCACCAGCCAUACUCGCCUCUCGCAAGACAGAAUGGGCCAUGCUGCUGAACGCGCUGGAGAAGGCUGCCGGGAACCCAACGCUCACCGACAGGAAAUACAGUCGGACACUGCGACAAGAGUACCACAUGCUCCGAGACCUUUUACCCACAAGUGCUUUCGACUGGUCGGCACUCCCGGAGCAUCCCCUUCUUGCAGGACCAUGGGCGAGGCUUCGGGUGUUUGAAGUCUACGGAAAUGUCAAGAGCGAGUGGGUAAUGUUAGUUCUGCCGCUGAUGCCAUCUCUGACCAAGCUGAAGCUGAGGACAAUUAAUGGGUUUAGUGGCGAUCAUAUCCAAAUCGAGCGCAUUAUGCGGGAUUGCAAGCAAUUAGAGUACCUUCACAUCUCAAGAGUCGACGGGAGGGAGCGACUUCCAGGACCCUGGGUUCCCGUGGUGCCAUCUUCGACUGCCGAGAAGGGAUUUAGCUUCUCGUCUGUGUCACUCAAUUCUCUGGUUCUGGAAAGGGUGGUCUUCAAGCAAGUUGUUUUCGAGACCUUCCUGGAACAUGCGCCAUCCCUUAAGGAACUCAGGAUCUUUGACGCCUCGAUUGAAAUCAUCUUCGAUUCCAUUGGUCUUGCAAAACUCCUCAGGCGCCUGUCCUUGCCGCUGGAAUCUUUUCACAUUUCCACCGCCGACCGAACUCGCGACAGGGAACUCAUGCCAGACCUCUAUCGCAACUCUCAAAGUCGAACGCUUUGGUCGAGCGACUUUACCAUCUACAAUCUCCGGAUGAACGACCAUGUGCACAACAACCUCAGCACAUUGGAACUUGUGCCCAAGUACGGAUACGCUGAGUACGACAACCCAUACUCGGCACUUCACAACUUCCUUUGCUCCUCGCCACAUUUGCUCCACCUCAAGGCGCCGGAGACAUGCUAUCCGAUCGCCCACAUGGAUCUCCACGGACGACUCACCAAGCUGCUUGCGCAACCAAGAAUGAAGCGCCCAUGCAAGGCUUACCCUAAAAAUGUUUCCUUCCCCCCUGGGAUCUGGCAGUGUCGGAACCUCAAGACUCUCCACAUCAGGAUAUUCUCCCCGGAUAGAUGGAAUGAGGUGGCGUCGGAGCCCGUUUCGGAAUUUGCUAGAGUCGCAUUCGGAUACAUCGCCCGCGUCUGCCCCUUUUUACGCGACAUCGCCCUGGGUAAUGGUCCCUAUCGUCCAAACACAGCCCAAGGUCAGCGAGCGAUUCAGCCCCCACUCGACCUUCGCCUGCAAGGAGGGUUCUGUCUGCUGAGCCGACUCAAGCACCUGGAGCGGAUCGAGAUUGGUCAGUUCACGGAGCGGGCGGUUUUGUCCCCACAGAACUUUGAGUGGAUGCAAGAGUCUGGACGGACGGAGGGUAAGAAGGUUGAGAGGCGGAAGUUGUUGGAGAGGACGUGGAAGAGUUUGCGGCUGAUGAGCCAUGUCCGCAAGAGUGUUGCUGCUGCUGCCGAUGUGUAUGACAAGACUGGUCCUGGAGCGCACUUUGACUGGACGGCGGUUGAUCCAGGCUUGAAGGAGGAGCUGAGGUACUUGGGAUGGGCUGUUGAUGUGCAGAACUUUUUUGACGAGUUGGACAAGCCGGCGGUCAAGAAUGGUGGCGGAAGUGGUAGUGGAGGAGAAGGUGGAGUCGAAUGUUUCCCGGCUCUUCGCUACUCUUGCAUUUGCGCCCCCAGUGGAUUUUAUUUGCCACCCGAGCAGGAUUACAAGCGAUUUAACGUUCUUCCUCAGGAGAACAAAAACACAAUGUAA
Linnemannia hyalina is the source of this 2052-nucleotide messenger RNA. The record is from the annotation of a GenBank genome assembly. Lineage: Eukaryota; Fungi; Mortierellomycota; Mortierellomycetes; Mortierellales; Mortierellaceae.